AUGAACCCCUCUGCUGAGAACUACCCCGCUGCCAUCAUCCCUGCUCAUGAGGAGGAUGCCAUGUCCGUCAUGACUGAGGAGGACCUCAUCGCCAGUCUGAGUGACAAAAUCUCCUUUGCCAGCUCCACCCCUGGACAAUUUGUUGCUCCCUCUCCCCUUCGUCCCUUGCAUGUAGAGGCUGUCAGCACUGCUCACGCUAUGAAUGAUGAGCAAGCAGCUGAAUUAGCCCUUAAUAAGGUCAGACGCGUCAAAGAAAUGAUAGAUAUAGAAAUAGCAUGCAGUCAGUACCUUUCGCCUUCUGUGAAAGUUGUAGAGAAGAGCAGUCGCACUGGAGGGUUGACUCUUAAUAGAAGAGAUCUUCCUAAGUCCUUCCCAAAUGAAGAGGUCUUUCACUCAGUAGACCACUUCCUUCACACCUUCCAAAAGGUUAUUGAGUCGUCCCUUCAGGACAUUGAACUAGUUUGGAAGAGAUUUUUACAGCUCUGCUUGCCUCAUAGUGAUGAUGGAUGGGUAGAGAUAGAUUUGAAGAAGUGUGUAGAUUGGAACACGGCCAAGAUCUGCUUUACAGCAAGACAUGAAUCGCACUUGGUGACAUCCCAUUUGGUAAAAGAGGUAUUUACCAUGGUAAUGCUUCCUUCUGAGUCGAUUGGAGAUUACUCCAAGAAGUUCCUUCAGGCUGUGUAUGAUGCCGGCCUCCCCAAAAACGAUGCUUGUGUUGCCGACCGCUUCCUCGCUUCCUUGACUAGGCAAGUACAGACACUCUUGUGGCUCACCAUGACCAGAUUGGACUUCAAUGGCAAGACCAAAAGAGAUUGGACUGUGAAGCAGUUGACGCAGAUUGGCAGAGACAUCCUUGACAAUCACAAUUGCAUGUAUGCCGAAGCUAUACAGCUCAUUCCUGGUGCCAACAUGCACACUGAGAGGAGAAUGGAGGCAUACCCUCGCAAGAAGGUGCACUCCAGCAACAACAAGCAGCACCAAAUCAGUAAGCCAGAGCAUUCCUUCUUCUGCUCGCACCAUAGUAAGAAUACUACAUAUGAGUCAAGCAAAGGCUUCACCCUGGCCAACAACAAGGCCAAAGUAGCUGCCCCUACCAAGCGCAACCCCUGCAGGCAGUGUGGAGAAAACUACUUCUGUGGCCACGUCUGUAAGGACAGUGAGCCAGUCCUGAUAGUCUCACAGGUCCCUGCCAAGGAGAAGUCUGAGCAAGUGCUCAAGGCAAUCCAAGACAGUGUCGACUUGGAACUCGAAGACAUGUCAUUUGACUCACAUAACAUUCAACAUCUUUUUAUUACUAUAUAUGGGUUGUUAAAGAAGAGAUUUGGUCAAGAUUUGCUGUUUCUAUUCGUCUACAUCACUAAUCGUCUUCUGUUGCAAUUGGGUAGAAACAUCACACUCGAUGCCAUCAUUUAUUUUAGUGGAUACUAUGUUAUUCCUUUCGAACAUCCAUUGGUCCACCCCUGGUGCAAUCGACCCCUACUGUAUUCCAUUGCUUGCUGCGGCACGCCUUCUUGGCCUGUUUGUUUACUUUUAUAA
Messenger RNA from Phycomyces blakesleeanus NRRL 1555(-), 1536 nucleotides. RefSeq lists its product as hypothetical. The record is from RefSeq and is a predicted model, not a curated record. The coding region runs from base 1 to 1536 and encodes 511 amino acids. The transcript has 5 exons. Lineage: Eukaryota; Fungi; Mucoromycota; Mucoromycetes; Mucorales; Phycomycetaceae.